Sebastes umbrosus (honeycomb rockfish) is the source of this 4533-nucleotide messenger RNA. RefSeq names its product hexokinase 1 (gene hk1). Bases 1 to 2757 code for a protein of 918 amino acids. Lineage: Eukaryota; Metazoa; Chordata; Actinopteri; Perciformes; Sebastidae. The transcript is spliced from 21 exons. Gene Ontology annotation, molecular function: D-glucose binding; fructokinase activity; mannokinase activity. Gene Ontology annotation, biological process: glucose 6-phosphate metabolic process; intracellular glucose homeostasis; glycolytic process. The record is from RefSeq and is a predicted model, not a curated record. Gene Ontology annotation, cellular component: mitochondrion; cytosol.
AUGAUUGCGGCACAGCUACUAGCCUAUUACUUCACUGAACUCAAGGAUGAUCAGGUCAAAAAGAUCGAUAAGUACCUGUACUCCAUGCGAUUCUCUGAUGAGACGUUAAAGGAAAUCACGCAGCGGUUUCGGAGGGAGUUGGUCAAAGGACUGGGGCGGGACACCAACACCACUGCUGUGCUGAAGAUGCUGCCAACGUUUGUGCAGUCAAUCCCUGAUGGCUCAGAGAAGGGCGACUUCAUUGCGUUGGAUUUGGGAGGCAGUAACUUCAGGAUCCUCCGCGUCAGAGUGAGCCAUGAGAAGAAACAGACCGUUCAGAUGGAGAGUCAAAUAUAUGACACGCCAGAAGACAUCAUGCACGGCACUGGGACGAGACUGUUCGACCAUGUGGCAGAGUGUCUCGGCGACUUUAUGGAAAAACACAGCAUCAAAGACAAGAAACUCCCCGUUGGACUUACCUUCUCCUUCCCAUGCCAGCAGACCAAACUAGAUGAGGGCUAUCUGAUGACAUGGACAAAGCGUUUCAAGGCCAGUGGAGUGGAGGGAAUAGACGUUGUCAAGCUGCUCAACAAAGCUAUUAAGAAGCGAGGAGACUAUGAGGCCGACAUCAUGGCAGUAGUGAAUGAUACUGUGGGAACGAUGAUGACCUGUGGUUUCGAUGACCAGCGCUGUGAAGUCGGCAUUAUCAUCGGUACGGGCACCAAUGCAUGCUACAUGGAGGAGCUGCGUCACAUUGACCUGGUGGAGGGAGACGAGGGCAGGAUGUGCGUGAACACUGAGUGGGGAGCCUUUGGAGACGACGGCAUGCUGGAAGACAUCAGGACAGAGUUUGACAGAGAGAUAGACCGAGGCUCUCUCAACCCCGGCAAACAGCUAUUUGAGAAGAUGGUCAGUGGGAUGUACAUGGGGGAGCUGGUUCGUCUCAUCCUGGUGAAGAUGGCCAGAGAGGGCAUGCUGUUCGAGGGAAGGAUCACCCCUGAGCUCCUCACUAAGGAGAAGUUUGAGACCAAACACAUCUCAGCCAUAGAGAAGAGUAAGGAGGGGUUGAACAAGGCCAGAGAGAUUUUAAUCAGACUCGGUGUGGAGCCCUCAAACGACGACUGCAUCGCCGUGCAGCAUGUUUGUGCCAUUGUGUCUUUCCGCUCUGCCAACCUGAUUGCUUCUGCGUUGGCCGGCAUCCUGCUGAGGCUGAAGGAGAACAAAGGCGUGGCACGUCUCCGAACCACUGUAGGCAUCGAUGGAUCUCUAUACAAGAUGCACCCACAAUAUGCCCGUCGUCUUCAUAAGACAGUCCGUCGUUUGGUCCCGGACUCUGACGUUCGGUUCCUCCUAUCAGAGAGCGGCAGUGCAAAAGGAGCUGCCAUGGUGACAGCUGUGGCCUACAGACUCGCAGAGCACUCACGAGAAAUUGCCCAAACGCUGUCCGAAUUCCGCCUGACGACAGAACAACUGCUGGAGGUAAAGAAGAGAAUGAGGACAGAGAUCCAAAAUGGCCUUUCAAAGAGCACUCAGGACUCUGCUACUGUCAAAAUGCUGCCAACGUUCGUAAACAGCACUCCUGAUGGCUCAGAGAAUGGUGAUUUCCUGGCUUUGGAUUUAGGAGGAACCAACUUCAGAGUUCUGUUGGUCAAGAUUCGCUCUGGCAAGAGGAGAUCAGUGGAGAUGCACAACAAGAUCUACGCUAUUCCUCUAGAAGUGAUGCAGGGCACAGGAGAGGAGCUGUUUGAUCACAUUGUGCAGUGUAUCAGUGACUUCCUGGACUACAUGGGGAUGAAGAACACUCGUCUUCCUCUGGGCUUCACCUUCUCGUUCCCUUGCCGACAGACCAGCCUGGAUGCUGGCAUCCUGGUGACAUGGACCAAAGGCUUCAAGGCGACAGACUGUGAAGGAGAAGAUGUGGUGGGUCUGUUGAGGGAGGCCAUUAAGAGGAGAGAGGAAUUUGACCUGGAUGUGGUGGCCAUAGUGAAUGAUACCGUGGGAACCAUGAUGACCUGCGCUUACGAAGAACCCACCUGUGAGAUCGGACUCAUUGCCGGCACUGGUAGUAACGCAUGUUACAUGGAGGAAAUGAGGAACAUCGAGAUGAUAGAUGGAGAUGAGGGGCAGAUGUGUGUCAACAUGGAGUGGGGGGCUUUCGGAGACAACGGAUGUCUUGACGACAUUAGGACGGAGUAUGACCGCGUUGUAGACGACUUCUCCCUCAAUCUAGGCAAACAAAGAUAUGAGAAAAUGUGCAGCGGCAUGUAUCUCGGCGAAAUAGUGCGAAACAUCCUGAUAGACAUGACCAAGAGAGGGUUCCUGUUCAGAGGACAGAUUUCUGAAACACUGAAGACCCGAGGCAUCUUCGAAACAAAGUUCCUCUCACAGAUAGAGAGUGACAGAUUGGCUUUGCUGCAAGUCAGAUCCAUCCUGCAACACUUAGGACUGGACAGCACCUGUGAUGACAGUAUCAUAGUUAAAGAGGUAUGCGGGGCGGUGUCACGUCGUGCAGCUCAGCUGUGUGGGGCAGGAAUGGCGGCCGUGGUUGAUAAGAUCAGAGAGAACAGAGGACUGGACCAUCUGGACAUCACUGUAGCGGUGGACGGGACACUCUACAAACUACAUCCACAUUUCUCCGGGAUCAUGCACCAGACGGUAGACGAACUGGCUCCUCAGUGUAACGUCAACUUCCUGCUGUCGGAGGACGGCAGUGGGAAAGGAGCUGCACUCAUCACAGCCGUGGGCUGCCGGCUGAGAGAGGAGCUGAACAAUAAAUAGGAAAUAUCUCUUCUGUUAUGUCCCCGCUUCUCUCUGUGUUUCCUCUCUGUCCUUUCCCCUUGUCUCCUGUACUCCUGAAUCCAACCAGUCCAGUCAACGUGUCACGCUCCUGUAGCUGCUUUAGUUCGUCGACAUGACAGAGAGAGGAGAUAGCUUUCUCUGCUGUGUUAGGGAGUAGAGAGUCAGGCACUAUGUUGUAGUUAUUGUUUGAUUAACUGUUCUAGCAAUACCCAUACGAUUUCUGAGGUUAAACUUAUCUAUAGAGAUAAAACACGCACAUUCAAGUCCUGUACAAAAUGUGCAGGGCAUAAAGAGUCCACACACUCCUGUAACGCUCCCAUGAGCUGCCUAUCAUCGCCAUCUGGAGGAGUCCUCUAAUAACUGCAGUCUGUUACAAUAUAUACCAAGCACAACAGCUGAAAGACAAUUUCCAAAAGCAUUGCAGAGAAACGUUUAUCCUUGCAACAUGUUCAGUGGACGCAGGGACGUAAAAACACUGUUUUAUUCCAAAGUUUCCAAAGUCUGUCUGCUGCAAGCUACUCACCGUCUCUAUGACAAAGACAUAAAAGGGAUAUGAGGUGAUAUAUAAAUGUGUAAUAAUGAGAUGAAAGGGAAUAUUUUUGCUUUAAAAUUUGUAAUAUCUUACCCAGAUGUGAUACAAUAUGUUAUACAUACAUUGUUGCUAUUUAUUUUAUUUUUGUAUUUGGCGAUGUUGAAAAAUAUUGCUGUUGCAAUAAUGAGGAAGUCACCGUCAGCCGGUACCUGUCCUGUAUAGUGGAGGGUUUAAUAAACCACGCCAGGGCAGAAAGGUGACAAAAGAGGGACUUCAACCAUGCUUCUUGAUCUGCAGGAGAUGUCACAUGCUUGCUAAAUGUGCAGAUCUGGUCUAAUUUAUGACAGCAAUCCUAUUCUACUCUAAUGUGCACUUGUAUUUUACUCAGUAGAAAUCCUGUUGUUGGUUCAAAUCACAGCUACUGAUAAGUUGUUGUCUUAAGAAGUGCUGGCUACUCACCAGUUACUAUAGUAACGGCCAUGAUACAGGAAUGCGGUGCUAACAUAGAUGCCAACGAUGGUCAAACUGUAUAAGACUAUUACAGUAGCUGAAGCUUUAUGGGGAAAUAAAGCUUUUCACUGUACUCAGUGACUGUACUCAAUAUGCUCCUGAAGACUCAGGAGGGUGACUAAGUGAACUACUGUAUGGCUCAUUCAAGUAACACCAUUCAUGCAAAGUAAAAUAUAUUUAUUUUUCUCUGUAAUAAAAUCAAAUGAUCAUAUUAUUGCUGUUAAUGAUACUCAUUAAAAGACAUAUUUUCAUUGUAGAGGCUGGCCUUUUUUCAAAUCCUAGACUAUAAGAGUGAAAAAAAGCUUUUAAAAUAAGGGCACUGUAGCUAACAGGUCAUAAGCAGUUGUGGUGCAAGGAUGUGAGAUGCUACAGUACUUUUUACAGCUAUAUUUGUUAACUACAGUUAAAAUUCUGGCUUUUGGUGACAGAUUUGCACCAAUCCAAAACUGGAACAGUUAAGAAAUCCUAUAAUGACUUAUACUUGCUUACUACUCUUAUUACUGCCAGGAUAAAGAGGGCCAGCCUCUCCAGCAGGCCCUAAACUAUCCUACUGCCUUCAGAUGUUCCCCAGUGUAGUGAAGAAGUCUGAAAGCCAGCCCAACAUCACACAGACAAUUUAAUCUCUUUGCUUCUGUUCACAACACCCCAAACUGUAUCUGUCCAACACUGUCAAUCAAUCAGUCACUAAAUAAAGACAAACCUGUGUCAAUCCA